Lecanosticta acicola is the source of this 1818-nucleotide messenger RNA. Lineage: Eukaryota; Fungi; Ascomycota; Dothideomycetes; Mycosphaerellales; Mycosphaerellaceae. The record is from the annotation of a GenBank genome assembly.
AUGAAGAGGAGGAGCAGGGAAGAUGAAGAGGCCCAGCCCGGUCAGACCAAACUGGUAAAGAAGCAGGACAUGUACAACGCUGGACGCAAUCAGAACAUGCACAACGCUGUUUGGGAGCACCAGGACAUGCACGGCGCUGCAGUGACCGAGCAGGGCGUGUGCAAUGCGGCGUCGGAUAGCCUGGACACAUCCAACACGGGAUGGAGCAAGCAGGACAUACGCCGCGCUGAAUCAAUACACGCGGUGGCUGAUGACGGAAAGCAAGACGGUGCUACUCCUGCGUCCGUUGGUGCGCAGCAUCACACAGUCUCUCGCGAAGGGCAAAGCACCAUCACGGCUUUCUCCAACAAGCUUGCUCGAUCUCAAUAUACGACUGCACCCAUCAAUACGCCCGCCGGUCCGUCAGCCGGUACAUCACAUACGUCGCUUUCUACACCUGGAACGAGCCUCCCCGAGUUCCAAGGUUUUUUCAAGCGGUUUGCUCGCCCGCGAUCUGUCAAUGCAUCUCGCCUCAACCCGCCCACGGCUCUCUCGGACGGGUUGCUUGGAAUGGACAGCUCCUCCCCACUUGAUACCACGGACCCGCCCGCGGCUCUCUCCAACGGGCUGCUUGGAAUGGACACCUCCUCUCCACUUCAUACCACGGAUCCGAAUGAUGGUGGAUCAAUCUCACCGUCUCAGUAUUCAUCCAGGGCUGUCGGAUUACUCGACCUUCCCUACGAGCUGCGCUUUCGUAUCUACGAGUUCGCAUACUACGAAGAGCGUCAAGUGAAAAUCAAGCAUCGCAGUGACUGGGAGUGGGAGAAUGCGAGGCGGCGGGACCUCGCGCUCAUCGGCCCACUAAGAAGCGCAGCUCACGUGGUAUGUAUCUGAAUCUCCCCUUCCGCUUAAGGUCUAACUGACUGGUUGCAGCCUACCACACCCCCGUCCGCAUUUUGGAGAGACAUGACUGUCAGCCGAUCGUACUUUCGAGAGGCUGUCGAUGUCUGGAUGACGGGCACGACUUUUUGCUUUCGUCACGACCAAGACUUCGACAAGUUUAUCGGAACUGGCCAUCCCAUCGAGCAGCAGUUGCUGGACCGUGUCAUCUCCAUCGUCGCGAGAAUCCCCUUCCACAUUUGUCCACGCAAGGAUCUUGGCCCACUCAUGCCACGGUUGCGUCACUUAACCCUGGACUUCACCUGUUACGAAUGGGAAAGACAUCGUAUAGGACCGGUGUACCAGAACUACGAGGAUGAUGAUCUCCAGAGACACCCGACUUUGCGCCCCAUUUUGAGCCUUCGAGGGCUCGAGGAUGUCCGAAUUUCUUGGCAGGUGCCUUUGCCAUGGAUCUUCGUUCCGCAGGUCGGAGUCAAGUGGGCGGACUUCAAAGAGCAGACUGAGCGUCUGAUUCAGAGAAUGAUCAAGCAGCCGCAUGAUCCAUAUCUCCUGGAAGGGUGGCUGAAGCCUUUGAUGCCCGAGCCAGAGCCAGCACUGACGCCUUCAUCCCCCUCUCACAUGGACCAGGAAUUUUCCGGUGCAGCGGUGCAGCAAUCUGACGCCUUCGCGGUCCAGAACGUUGAGGUGCCCGAGCCACAGCGAGCACUGACGUCCUCAUCCCCUUCUCACAUGGAUCAGGAACUUGACGGUGCAGCGGUGCAGCAAUCUGGCGCCUCCGCGUCCAAGGACGACAAGGUGCCAGCCACCAAAGCCGACCCGGGCCGGGUGUACCGGACGCGGAGGUAUACCCGUGAGCAGGCAAUACUUGCUCAGACUGGGCAGGUGAGCAUUGCUGGCGCUGUCACUUCCUCGGCCCAGCUUUCGACGCGCGCGAACUAG